Molecule: messenger RNA, 556 nt
Organism: Gorilla gorilla gorilla (western lowland gorilla)
Lineage: Eukaryota; Metazoa; Chordata; Mammalia; Primates; Hominidae
Product: prothymosin alpha-like
Exons: 1
Coding region: 175-507 (110 amino acids)
Biological process (GO): positive regulation of transcription by RNA polymerase II; negative regulation of apoptotic process
Cellular component (GO): nucleus
Molecular function (GO): histone binding
Source: RefSeq, a predicted model, not a curated record
GGCUGCUCUGAAAAGCCAUCUUUGCAUUGUUCCUCGUCCGCCUCCUUGCUCGCCGCAGCCGCCUCCGCCGCGCGCCUCCUCCGCCGCCGCGGACUCCGGCAGCUUUAUCGCCAGAGUCCCUGAACUCUCGCUUUCUUUUUAAUCCCCUGCAUCGGAUCACCGGCGUGCCCCACCAUGUCAGACGCAGCCGUAGACACCAGCUCCGAAAUCACCACCAAGGACUUAAAGGAGAAGAAGGAAGUUGUGGAAGAGGCAGAAAAUGGAAGAGACGCCCCUGCUAACGGGAAUGCUAAUAAGGAAAAUGGGGAGCAGGAGGCUGUCAAUGAGGUAGAUGAAGAAGAGGAAGAAGGUGGGGAGGAAGAGGAGGAGGAAGAAGAAGGUGAUGGUGAGGAAGAGGAUGGAGAUGAAGAUGAGGAAGCUGAGUCAGCUACGGGCAAGCGGGCAGCUGAAGAUGAUGAGGAUGACGAUGUCGAUACCAAGAAGCAGAAGACCGACGAGGAUGACUAGACAGCAAAAAAGGAAAAGUUAAACUAAAAAAAAAGGCCGCCGUGACCUA